AUGUUGGAGACAUUGUCUAAACGGAUCGACUCCAACGAAAAGAAGGUGGAGGAUUAUAAUUCUCGAGUGGAUCAGAUUCUAGGGGCACCUCCAAUUCUGACCGGGCCAGAAACCAAAUAUAUUGUUCGAAGACCUUUCCCACCAAGUGCGACUCCGAAGUUGAUCUCAAAGAGAUUUAAGAUGCCGGAUAUCCCAAAAUAUGAUGGGACAACAGAUCCGCAAGAACAUAUAACUGCUUACACCUGUGCCAUAACGGGCAACGAUCUGAAGGAUGAUGAAAUUGAAUCGGUAAUGUUGAAGAAGUUCGGUGAAACGUUAACUAAGAGAGCCAUGCAAUGGCAUUGUACGCUGCCCCAGCACUCUAUUCCUUCCUUCGAAUUGCUCGUAGAUGCUUUCGUGCAGGCUCACGCCGGGGCCCGGAAGGUGCAAGCAAGAAAGGAUGACAUAUUCAAGAUCUUCCAAAGGGACGAUGAAAGGCUCAUAGAGUUCGUGACAAAGUUCCAAAAGGAGAGGAUGUUGCUGCCUUCUGUUCCCGACGAGUAUGAACCCAAGACACGAGUGGAGGAUGAUCAGCUCGAGUUCCCACCAGGUCCGGUGAAUCUGAUAAAAAAUUCUGACAGACCAAAAAGGGUAAUAGAAACAAAAUUCCAACCAUCAAGAGACAUAUAUCAUCCAUACCCUCACCCCGAGAGGUUCAGCUCCAGGUCAGAUAAGGGAAAAAAUGAUCCUAGCCCCAAUACAACGGGAAGUGACAGACGAAGUGAUCGCGGCUCGGGGAGCAGGGGUCUGCAGUUCAAAAACAACACUGUUGGGAUGUCUGACAUCGGUGAAAACCCGAGGUUGUUUGAAUAUAACUUCAACGUUAAAUCGGCAGCCAUUGUAGCUGCUAUCGAUCAUAUCAAAAAUGCGAGAUGGCCAAGGCCACUACGAAAUGACCCUUCAUAA
Molecule: messenger RNA, 945 nt
Organism: Lycium barbarum (goji berry)
Lineage: Eukaryota; Viridiplantae; Streptophyta; Magnoliopsida; Solanales; Solanaceae
Exons: 2
Coding region: 1-945 (314 amino acids)
Source: RefSeq, a predicted model, not a curated record